UCCCCUGUGGAGGCGACGCCCCCUGGUGGUCUGGAGCCAGUUUUAUACACGCUGUUACAUUCUCUCUUUUGCUUCUGUUGCUGUGGUUGCAGCAGUUUUUAGUUGCAGCUUUUUGUUGCUGUUUUCUGUCUUUAUGGGAUGUUUUUGUUUUUCUGUUGGAUUAGUCUUUUUAGUCUUUUUAGUCUUUUGUGUUUGAGUUUUAGAGUUUGCAGCAUUCAUGUUUCUGCAUGAUGUUUGUCUGACUGUGAAGCAUUUGCACCUGUUGGCCACCAUCAUCUACUCUGUCUGAGCAGCCAACUGAUUUUUAUUAUCAUAAACUUUAAACGGAUCAAACUUUAGGUGCUGUGUGUCGCCUCGGCGCUCCCUGGACACCUGUUUGUUUUUGUCAAUGAGUUGAUGACCUGGCCAGACGCUCAGAGUUUCUGCAGACAGAACUUCUUGGACCUGGUGUCGGUCAGCAGCAUGGAGGACGUGACGCUCCUGACCAACAUGGUGGAUCUGGACGCCAUGGUCUACAUGAACACAAGUUUCCAACAUCGAGCCUGGAUCGGUUUGUUUGACGACCUGGACAGCUGGAGGUGGUCCAUUACUGACCCCAACUUCUACAGAGACGGAGAAGCUGCGUUCAGGAACUGGAGGAUUGGGGAACCAAACAACUACCAGGGGAAAGAAAGCUGCGGCGGGAUGUGGAACAGCGGCUUCUGGAACGAUAAUCCCUGCCAGAUGUUGGCCAAAGUAAUCUGCCACGACGUACAGGAGCAGAAUGUUUCGCUGAUCUUCAUCAACCAGACGAUGAGCUGGCCUGCAGCCCAGAGCUACUGCAGAGAGCAUCACACUGACCUGGCCAGCGUGAGGAGCAUGUCAGAGAACGAGCAGAUAAAGGGCCUAGUCCAAUCAGCAGGAGAGAAUCAGGUCUGGAUCGGUAUAUACAGAAACUCCUGGAUGUGGGUGGAUGGCAGCAACUCCUCCUUCCGCCACUGGAGAGAGUCGGAGCCCAACGGGUCAAAGGAGAACUGUGCAGCAGCCGUUCUUGCAGACGACGGGCGGUGGGAGGACCAGCCUUGCUCCUGGAAAAUGCCUUUUUUUUGCAACGCAGUUCCAGGUUCAAAGCAGGUGGUGAAGGUGAAGCUGCUGAAGUCUUCCUCUCUGGACCUGGGUGACCCGGCGGUGCUGGCAGACCUGCUGCAGCAGUUUGAACAGAAGCUGAAGGACAGCAGAGUGGAAGGAGACGUAAAGCUGAGAUGGCUUGACCAAUCAGAUGGGAGGAUUUUCCACCAGGACUAGUGACGAGCUUCAGACAGGAAGAUACUUCUGCUGAAAAUAUUGUUUGUUUGUUAUUAACAUGGUUUGCUGUUUUCUAAUACCCAUAAUCCUCUUACAGUAGACAAAUAGUACAUUUAUUUGUGAUGUAAUUUAAAAUAUAAAGUUUAAUGUUUUUAUGUAGAAACUAGCUCUGCAGAAGGAAAACGUGUGUGUGAACCUGAAGACUUCAAUAAAACACCACAAACAGCAAAC
Gambusia affinis (western mosquitofish) is the source of this 1515-nucleotide messenger RNA. RefSeq names its product C-type mannose receptor 2-like. The transcript is spliced from 6 exons. NCBI's taxonomy places the organism in Eukaryota, Metazoa, Chordata, Actinopteri, Cyprinodontiformes, Poeciliidae. Bases 397 to 1284 code for a protein of 295 amino acids. The record is from RefSeq and is a predicted model, not a curated record.